Messenger RNA from Paecilomyces variotii, 954 nucleotides. RefSeq lists its product as hypothetical. The record is from RefSeq and is a predicted model, not a curated record. The transcript has 4 exons. Bases 1 to 954 code for a protein of 317 amino acids. Lineage: Eukaryota; Fungi; Ascomycota; Eurotiomycetes; Eurotiales; Thermoascaceae.
AUGGACGAGGAUAGUAGGUCACCGCAUCGCGGGCCUCCGCGCAGUCUCAGAAGCAACACCACACCAUCAGCUUCACUCUCUGCGCCACUUUCUGCUUCGCCUAGUUGUGGACCUACUGGCACUUCAGCUUAUAACCUCAGAAGUAACACUGCACAUUCUGCUGCACCAUUCACUGCACAACAGCUUUUUCUUCAUAUUUGCAAUGCAAUCCUUCAUGCUGAAGACAGUAAGGAAAUAAUCUGCGAGAAUAUUGCACCUGAGAUUGGCUCUUUGGUGACAGUAUCUCUUGCCAAUGAACCCCGCAUUGAAAGAGCGUUACCAAGAAUCCAUUUCAACGCAGCUUCAGGGGUCUUACGAGUUUUAAUAAUGCCCACUGAAAUUCAUAACGUACAUGUGCAAUGGCUUAAGAACGAGCUUUGGUUUAUGACUGUGGCUCAGUUUCUAUCGCCUCCUGAGUUUCUAUUUUUAGAACUGAAUGUUGGCACCAGGUUCACUGGUUUCUCCGGUGUUUAUACAGGUUCUAGUAAGGAACCUGAUCUCUUGCUUCGUCCUGAUACACAUGGAUCCCUCCCUCGUGUAAUUGUUGAGUCCGGAUGGUCAGAGAGCUGGCCGCACUUAGAAGCAGAUAAGAAUCUGUGGUUUUCUGGUGGUCUCGACGUGGCCUAUGUAAUCCUUCUUAAGUGGACGAGAAUUGCCAACGGUUAUGUUACGGGUUUAAUCGAGGUAUGGCACCGAAAUCCUGCCGGGGCGGUAAUCCAGCUUCACCGUGAGCAGCUUUUCCCAGUGCCCGCAGCUACUGUCCAAAGAGAUCCUCCGAUAACCCUGGGCGAACUUUUCGGGCCAUAUAUCACGCCGGGUAGAAAUGCGAACACAACCUUCAAUUUGUCUUUGAACAGGCUACGAGCCUUGGCGAGGGAAAAGAUACUAGCGAUGGGCCUCACUCCUGCGACAUAG